Messenger RNA from Miscanthus lutarioriparius, 663 nucleotides. The record is from the annotation of a GenBank genome assembly. NCBI's taxonomy places the organism in Eukaryota, Viridiplantae, Streptophyta, Magnoliopsida, Poales, Poaceae.
AUGAGGUCGCUGCUCCCACUGCUCGUGGCCGCGCUCGUCGCUGUCGUCGCGUUCCCCGACGGGGCCGACGCGGUCUGGACGCCGAUCGCCAACCCGGGGACCCUGGUGGUAAAGCAGGUGGGCAACUUCGCCGUGAUCGUCUACAGCAACGCCGACCCCCGCAAGCACCUGCCCCUGCAGUUGGUGAACGUGGUGCGAGGCGAGACCCAGCCGGUAGGGAACGGCAUUACCGACUACCGGCUCGUGCUGAAUGUGAAGAACACAGACACCGGGAGCACAGCGCUGUACCAGUGCGUCGUGCGGGGCAAGCCCGGGUCUCGAUCCACGGCAUGGGUGCUGCGCAGCUUCGUGCCAUACGACGCGGUCUGGACGCCGAUCGCCAACCCGGGGACCCUGGUGGUAAAGCAGGUGGGCAACUUCGCCGUGAUCGUCUACAGCAACGCCGACCCCCGCAAGCACCUGCCCCUGCAGUUGGUGAACGUGGUGCGAGGCGAGACCCAGCCGGUAGGGAACGGCAUUACCGACUACCGGCUCGUGCUGAAUGUGAAGAACACAGACACCGGGAGCACAGCGCUGUACCAGUGCGUCGUGCGGGGCAAGCCCGGGUCAAGAUCCACGACAUGGGUGCUUCGCAGCUUCGUGCCAUACACGCAGGCGGCAUAG